This is a messenger RNA of Hibiscus syriacus, 1726 nucleotides long. RefSeq lists its product as uncharacterized. Gene Ontology annotation, biological process: N-acetylglucosamine metabolic process; protein N-linked glycosylation. Lineage: Eukaryota; Viridiplantae; Streptophyta; Magnoliopsida; Malvales; Malvaceae. Bases 240 to 1415 code for a protein of 391 amino acids. Gene Ontology annotation, molecular function: beta-1,4-mannosylglycoprotein 4-beta-N-acetylglucosaminyltransferase activity. The transcript has 2 exons. Gene Ontology annotation, cellular component: membrane. The record is from RefSeq and is a predicted model, not a curated record.
UCCAUAUGUCUGUUUAUUUUUAUCCAAUUUAGAAUUCAGUGUCUUUCUUCUUGGACCUUUUGGGAUUACCCUUUUAAAGAGAGAUAGAGAGAUUAUAGGUAACUGUCAGAGGGGAAAAGUUGGAGAGCCGGAGAUCUAGAGAGUUACUUUUCUGGUAGUUGAUCUAUCUGGGUUCUUCAGCUUUCACCUAAAAAGAUUUCUCUUUGUUGAUUUUGUUCUUCUUUCAUUCUGUUAAAAAAAUGUGGUGGAUGAUGAAUGAAGGAGGAGGACAGUAUUGUUCUAAGAAAUCUGAUGAUAUCUUUGGAGAUGUGUGUGGCCAGGAAUCAAGCCUGCUUAACAUGUCGAGAAUCCGUUGUAUUCUUCGUGGCAUUGAUUUCAAAAUUUAUAUUCUUAUGUUUGUUCUGAUUCCGACGUGCAUAUUUGGUAUAUAUGUUCAUGGCCAGAAGAUUUCAUACUUUCUCCGGCCUUUAUGGGAAUCACCACCCAAACCUUUCCAUGAUAUACCACAUUACUAUCAUGAGAACGUGUCGAUGGAGACACUCUGCAAACUCCACGGUUGGGGGGUUCGUGAAUUUCCGAGACGGGUUUAUGAUGCAGUGUUGUUUAGUAAUGAGGUGGAUAUUCUUACUCUACGGUGGCAAGAGUUGUACCCCUACAUUACACAGUUUGUUCUUCUGGAGUCUAAUUCGACAUUUACGGGGAUUCCAAAGCCUAUGGUUUUUGCUAGCAACAAAGACAAAUUCAAGUUUGUUGAGCCUCGGCUGACUUAUGGGACAAUUGGAGGAAGGUUUAAGAAAGGGGAAAAUCCGUUUGUCGAGGAGGCUUUGCAGCGAGUAGCAUUAGACCAGCUUCUCAAAAUUGCUGGGAUUUCGGAUGACGAUUUGUUGAUAAUGUCGGAUGUUGACGAGAUACCAAGCAGACAUACUAUCAACCUUCUCAGGUGGUGUGAUGACAUACCUCAAGUGCUUCAUCUUCGGCUUAAGAAUUAUCUUUAUUCCUUUGAGUUUCUUGUCGAUAACAAUAGCUGGAGGGCAUCGGUCCAUAGAUAUCAAAAGGGGAAAACAAGGUAUGCACAUUAUCGCCAGAGUGAUGAGAUUCUGGCAGAUGCAGGGUGGCAUUGCAGUUUCUGCUUCCGCCGCAUCAGCGAGUUCAUAUUUAAGAUGAAAGCUUACAGCCAUAACGAUAGAGUGAGGUUCUCACACUAUUUGAACCCAAAAAGGAUCCAGAGAGUAAUCUGCAAAGGAGCUGAUCUAUUCGACAUGCUUCCGGAGGAGUACACGUUCAAGGAAAUAAUCGGGAAAAUGGGACCUAUCCCGCAUUCCUACUCUGCCGUUCAUCUCCCAUCAUUUCUUCUCGAGAGUGCAGAUAAGUAUAAAUUCCUUCUGCCUGGAAAUUGUAUAAGAGAAAGCGGGUGAUUGUUCAAACAACUUCCAAUGCAUGUUCUUGUAAAGGCUAGUCGGGAGGUAUUACCGGUGACUCCUGACAAUGGGUUCGAUUGAACUAUCAACGACUUUUAAUCCAGCUAAAAUGUUUCCUUGCGAGAAUGAUGGAAGAGUUGGAUAAAAUUAUCGGUUUGUAUAUACCCUUGGUUUACUUGGUGGAGGAUAUUUCAUUCACUCAGCCCUUUGAGGUUCAUGUGAUAUCCCUAUGUUGGGAAGUUUUGUUUUGAGACUAUUAUUAUUACUUCAUUUGUUUAUCGGCAAUGCUUAUUUAAUUGGAUUUUGGC